AUGUUUAUUUAUUAUUUUUUAACUAUAACUCUAGCAGCAUUUCCAAAUGCAAAUCUAUCUAUUGGUCCAUUAUUAUAAUCGGAAGCUGAUGAUCAAGAUUUAGACUAAAUUGUUUAUGUAAAUGGAAAAGUACAUGAAAAUUUUAAUUAUGCAUCAUUUCCAUCCUUAUCUUGUUGUCCAAAUAACGUAACCAAAUUUAGAGUGAUGAACCUAAAUAAACAAGGGUCAAAUAUAUAACGAUUUAAUCUUCCAUUUUAUAUUGAGAAUCUUGGUAAAGAACCUUUGUAUAUUAAAUGGUUUAAUAUUACAGAAGAGCUUUCAGAUUAAGAUAUUUAAAUAUAAGUUAAUUAUCCAAAAGAUUAACCAAUUAUAUUUGGUUUUGAUAAUUAUCUAGAGAUAAAUAUUACUCAUUUCUGCUGGAAAAACCUUGAUAAUGAUAGAUAUUGGAGUAUAAAACGAGGUAUUUUACAAUUUGAAGGAUUUGAUCCUGUGAUUUUUAAUUAUUAAUUUUUAUGUGGAAAAGAUUACUACCCUGUAAGGUAUUAAUAUUAUUAAAUUAGAUUUGAUUGGAGUAAUAUUAUUCUGAUAUUUUUUGAAAGUGUUUUGAUUUUGGUUUUAUCAAUGUUUGGAAAGAUUUAUGUUUUUAAAGUUGUUUUCAUAACAAAAAAACUAAAAAAAGAAUUACCUUAAGAGAAAUUGGAGAAAAUUGCAUAAGAAUGUUCUCCAUUUUAAGGUUUUUAAUUAUCUUGGCAUUAAGCAUUAUUCUAUAUAAUUCUUUUAUUGGGAGCUUUGUUCAUAUCAUUAUAAUUAUAAGAAAAGGCUGAAAGACCUUUGUAAGUUUUAGUCUAUAUUCUUUGCAUUAUUUGUACUAUCCACUUUAUUGAUGAAUUGUUUUGUGCAUUUCGAAAAUAAGUUCCAUUUUUUGUAAAACUGAUAUAUUAUAUCAGAUAUUGUGAUAUUUUUUCUUUAAUUUUGGGUAUUGGAUUGUUUUCUGUUUAUUUAGGUACAGAAUAAAUUUGGAUUGUAAAUAAAUUAUUUAAUUUAGUUAAGCAAUUUAAUAUCUAUUUGCAUUCUUGGUUCACUUAUUAAAUUGUUGAAGAUUACUUCUCUCAAAAAUUGUUUGUUAUUUUUCUUACCAAUUAUGGCUAUGGAUAUAUUUUGUUCAAUUUAUUUAGGAAUGAAUAUCAGAUAUGAAUGGGAUAGUUUGGUUCUAAGAUAUUUUAAUACACCAUUCUCUGCUUAAAUUCCAUAUUUUAGAUUUAUUUACAAAAAGAAAUGUGCAUGGGUUUCGAUAUUUAAUAUUCUAUUUCCAGGUUAAAAUUUCAUAAAUAAUAGGUUUCUUUCUUGGUUAUGUUCAUCGAUUUGAUAUUUUAAAAAAAACAUUAGNUAUAACGAUUUAAUCUUCCAUUUUAUAUUGAGAAUCUUGGUAAAGAACCUUUGUAUAUUAAAUGGUUUAAUAUUACAGAAGAGCUUUCAGAUUAAGAUAUUUAAAUAUAAGUUAAUUAUCCAAAAGAUUAACCAAUUAUAUUUGGUUUUGAUAAUUAUCUAGAGAUAAAUAUUACUCAUUUCUGCUGGAAAAACCUUGAUAAUGAUAGAUAUUGGAGUAUAAAACGAGGUAUUUUACAAUUUGAAGGAUUUGAUCCUGUGAUUUUUAAUUAUUAAUUUUUAUGUGGAAAAGAUUACUACCCUGUAAGGUAUUAAUAUUAUUAAAUUAGAUUUGAUUGGAGUAAUAUUAUUCUGAUAUUUUUUGAAAGUGUUUUGAUUUUGGUUUUAUCAAUGUUUGGAAAGAUUUAUGUUUUUAAAGUUGUUUUCAUAACAAAAAAACUAAAAAAAGAAUUACCUUAAGAGAAAUUGGAGAAAAUUGCAUAAGAAUGUUCUCCAUUUUAAGGUUUUUAAUUAUCUUGGCAUUAAGCAUUAUUCUAUAUAAUUCUUUUAUUGGGAGCUUUGUUCAUAUCAUUAUAAUUAUAAGAAAAGGCUGAAAGACCUUUGUAAGUUUUAGUCUAUAUUCUUUGCAUUAUUUGUACUAUCCACUUUAUUGAUGAAUUGUUUUGUGCAUUUCGAAAAUAAGUUCCAUUUUUUGUAAAACUGAUAUAUUAUAUCAGAUAUUGUGAUAUUUUUUCUUUAAUUUUGGGUAUUGGAUUGUUUUCUGUUUAUUUAGGUACAGAAUAAAUUUGGAUUGUAAAUAAAUUAUUUAAUUUAGUUAAGCAAUUUAAUAUCUAUUUGCAUUCUUGGUUCACUUAUUAAAUUGUUGAAGAUUACUUCUCUCAAAAAUUGUUUGUUAUUUUUCUUACCAAUUAUGGCUAUGGAUAUAUUUUGUUCAAUUUAUUUAGGAAUGAAUAUCAGAUAUGAAUGGGAUAGUUUGGUUCUAAGAUAUUUUAAUACACCAUUCUCUGCUUAAAUUCCAUAUUUUAGAUUUAUUUACAAAAAGAAAUGUGCAUGGGUUUCGAUAUUUAAUAUUCUAUUUCCAGGUUAAAAUUUCAUAAAUAAUAGGUUUCUUUCUUGGUUAUGUUCAUCGAUUUGAUAUUUUAAAAAAAACAUUAGUAUAUGAGAUAGUAAGUUUUUUUGGUCUCUUAAUUGGUUUGGUUCUCUGGGUUAUUGUGUAAUUCUUAAUAUCAUUCCCUUUACCAACGUAAUUUAUAUUUACUUACUAAUAGAUCAAUAUUUACAUAAGUUUUAAUGGUUUCGACAUGUACAAUUAUUGCUUUUACAAGAAAUGAAUUAAAUUUAUUUUGGACAGGAAAUUUUUAUGAUGAAAUUUUACUUGAUCCAUUUAAAAAUGAAUUAGAUAAAAAAUCAAUUAAACUAAUUAGCUUUUUUAAUUUAGGAGUGUCUUAAGAUUUAAAAAAAAUGUAUGCAUUAAAUUCAGGGGUAGAAAAAACAGCUAAUGUGUAUGAACCAUUUGAAUUAGUUAAAGCAGAUAAGGAAGGAGAUUUAAAAUUAGAUUCUAUCUUAUUUGAAGGAUUAUAAUCAUAUUAAGAUAAAUGUUUAUCACCUAAUCAUUCAUUUAGAAAGAAAGAAUAAAAUGAUAUUAAUAAAUAAUAAAACAUGAUUGAAAAUUAAAAACAAUAAGAAAUUCAAACUGACUUUAAAGAAAAUAAAGUUACUUCUACUGAUGAUUCUGUAAUUUAAAAUAAAUCAAACCUUCAUGAUUAAAAAAUUCAGCAUCUCAUAAAUGAUUAAAAUAAAAUAGAAUUUGAUCUUAAAAUAAACUAGUAUAAUUUGAAUGAGCAAGUUUAAUAAAAUAUUCAUAAUAACAAUUAAAUCAAUUAACAAGAAGAUCCAUAUAAAAUAAUUCUUAAAUAAAAUUGUGAAUUUAAAUCUUCUGCUGAUAUUCAAAAAUAACAAUCUUUAGAAAAAGUUAAGAUCACUUAAAUUGAAAACAAAAUAAAAGAAGAAAUCAUCAUAGGUACUACAAAAUUUGAAUCUAAUAAGAAGGAAUAUAAUAAAUAAUCAGUAAAAAACGAGAUCUAAAUAGAAUUCACUGAUUAUUAAAAAAUUUCAUAAUGUAUUUAAAACUAAGAUAGUAAUCCAUAAAAUAAAGUUAAUUAAGUUUAGGAAAAAUAAAAUCUAUAAUUAAAUAAGCAAGCUUACAGUCCUUUAACUAUAUAAAAAUAUUAAGUUAACCCUCAGAAAGUAAAAGAACCAGAAGUUGAUCGUUUUAAAUAAAAGUAAUAACAAAGGUAAUAGAAUGAUAAUUUUAGAAGAAACUUAGAGCUUUUCCAGAACCAAGAAAAAGUAGGUAAUUUUAAGACCCCUUUAAAAAAAUGAACAUAUUUUGUUAUAUUAAAAUAAACAGACUUUUUAUUCUAAAUAUCAUAAUCUUAAGUUGAUGUAUAAGACAACACAGAACUACUCAUAUGCAGGUAAUUAUCUAAAAAUGAAAUAUAGACUUGCUAAGUAAAUAAGGAAUUUCAGAUAAUAGCAGAUUCGGAAUAGUAUUUGAUAAAGAAAACUCCUAUGCUCUAUUAUAGAGAAAAAAAUAGCUUUAAAAUAGGGAGAACAGUAGCUCAAGUCAAUAAAAAAAUGAAAAUCGUUCAAAUAGUGGGUUAUAGAAAUCUGCAUCGCUUUAAUAAUUCUAUCGUGCUUCAUCAGCUGUUGAGAAAAAUUCAUAUUAAAAUUAUAAAGGAAAUCAAUAACAAAUCAAGGAGAUGAAGAAUUUUUCAUAUCUCACUUUACUUUAAUAAAGUGGCUAUAAAUUACGACAUACAUAGAUAAAAUCCACAAAAGAAUAAAAUAGCAAAGGAAUUGAGUUUUUAUCAAAUGAAUAAUAAAAAUAAAGACCUAUUGAAAGUUAAGCUUAUAAGAGAUUGAAUGAGAAAUUAGAGUAUCUAGAAAAAAAGUUUAAUUAAUUAAAAGAUUCAUUGAUUAAUGUAAGUGAAAACUAAUAAGACAAAAAAACAGAUAGAAUAAAAUAGAAACAGAAUUCUUUGGUAUCAAAAUAUUUUCCUAAAAAAGUAAUAGAAUAAUAGAAUGAAAAGAAUAAUAGUUAAGAUGAAAGAAAAGUCAAUAAAGAUAUUAAUUAAAUAUUUAAUCUUUAUUCACAAAUUAAAGAAAUGAAAAGUCAUACUUAAAAUUAAUCUUAAAAUUAAUAAUUAUUGAAAUAAUCUCAAGACAAAAAGAAUAGCUAAUUAUAGGAUUUUGUGACUUAGAUAAAAAGGAAUUUAAAUAAAAAUUCUUAGGUAUUGAAAGGAUCUUAUGUUCAUUAAACAGAUACAAAUUUAAAUAAAUCAGAAAGAUAAUCAUCAAUGGAUGCUAAAUAUUGUUAUCUCAAUAAAAUGAGUGAAACAUAACCUAAUGAGCCUGUAAGAAAUUUAAUUAAAUUAGUUCUUGUAUUAUAUUUCUACUGUAAUUUAAGCUGUAAAAAGUAAGAAACCUACACAGCUUGAUGAACUCAUCAAAGAUCAUUUAUUACAAACAUAUCAAGUGAAUAUAGUAUUGAUUAAUUUAGGGAUUAAUAUAUGCAAGUAAACUAGAAAUAUAAUUUAAUACAGACAACAUUAUUAAAUUGCCAAGAUCUAAUAAUCUUAAAACAAUAGUAUUUGAUUUAGAUGAGACUUUGAUACAUUGCAAUUCAAAUAUUUCAAUUUAAGGAGAUGUAAUCUUACCAAUAACUUUUCCAAAUGGUGAAACAGUUUAAGCUUCGAUCAAUAUUCGACCUUAUGCUAGAUAAAUUCUGUAAACACUCUCAAAACAUUUUGAAAUUAUUGUUUUUACAGCUUCUCACUCUAGUUAUGCCAAUAUUGUAAUUGAUUAUUUGGAUCCAAAAAAGUAAUGGAUUUCACACAGAUUUUUUAGAGAAAAUUGUCUCUAAACUCAAGAAGGAGCUUACAUUAAAGAUUUAAGGUAAAUUUGAAUUAUUUUUAGAGUACUAGGAAAUCGAAAAUUAUCCAAUGUCUUAUUAAUAGAUAAUGCUUCUUAUUCAUUUAGUAAACAAAUUGAUAAUGGCAUUCCAAUAAUUGCCUAUUAUGAUAAUAAGGACGAUUUAGUAUUAUUAAUAAAUAAUUUAUAUAGGAAUUAUUACAUUUAGAAAAUUAUUUAUUAAAUUUCAGACAUGUUAAAGAUGUUAGAGAUUUAAAUUAAAAAUAAUUAAAAUUAAAAUAGUUUUUAGAUUAUAGCGAUAUUGAUGAUUUGUAAAAUAAUUUAUAUGCUAUGUACUUUUGA
This is a messenger RNA of Paramecium sonneborni, 5661 nucleotides long. The record is from the annotation of a GenBank genome assembly. NCBI's taxonomy places the organism in Eukaryota, Ciliophora, Oligohymenophorea, Peniculida, Parameciidae.